Messenger RNA from Phalaenopsis equestris, 4330 nucleotides. RefSeq names its product callose synthase 9-like. The record is from RefSeq and is a predicted model, not a curated record. Gene Ontology annotation, biological process: (1->3)-beta-D-glucan biosynthetic process. Gene Ontology annotation, cellular component: plasma membrane; 1,3-beta-D-glucan synthase complex. The coding region runs from base 1 to 4173 and encodes 1390 amino acids. Lineage: Eukaryota; Viridiplantae; Streptophyta; Magnoliopsida; Asparagales; Orchidaceae. Gene Ontology annotation, molecular function: 1,3-beta-D-glucan synthase activity. The transcript is spliced from 36 exons.
AUGCCGCCCUCUAGUUUUUUUAUCAAUGCAGUUUUAGAGGAAGGCAGGGUGACUUUUGGUUCUCCCGACUCCUUUCUGUUCCCAAAUGGUUUUUAUGAUUCUCUUAAUGUUGGGGGUGAUUAUACUUUUAUGAAAAAGCUUAGGAAAAAUAAUGGCAAACUGGCAAUGUUUAUUUCAGAGGUUGAGUCAAAUGUUUUGGCUUCCUCUUGUCAUUUUUCUUUGGUUGGGAAGUUUUCUUAUGAGCAUCAAAAGCUUGAUCUUAUCCCAAAAGAGAUGUUUGGCUCUAUAUCCUGUGGAACAUACGGCUCUGCAUCCGUUGAGUCAUAUGGGUCUGCCUCUAUCAGGUACUCCACGAAUGCCCCUGUAGCUGAAGCUCAUGCAAGUAUUUUAACAUUGCAGGUAGGGCAACCCGUACAUAGAACAACUGAAGCUGGUAGUAUCUUUGGCUUUGUCACAAACUUGGGCUCCUCAUGCAUAGCAGAAAGAUCUUUUGAUGGCAAGUGGUGUACCGUGGUGCUCGAGGGUUGGCUCCUUACUUCUGGUGCUGUCGUGGCCGUCGUCAUUGAUGUCUUCUUCGAUAAUCACAAUGCAAUUACAAUUCUCAGUUUAUGGGCACCGGUCUUCUGUAUUUACCUCUUAGAUAUUCAGUUGUUCUACACUGUAUUUUCAGCUGUUUAUGGUUUUCUUCUUGGAGCAAGGGACCGUUUGGGAGAGAUCAGAUCUGUGGAUGCUGUUCAUAAAUUGUUUGAGGAGUUUCCUUCAGCAUUUAUGGAUAAACUUCAUGUAUCCCUGCAACGAAGGAAGGAGCUGAAUACGUCUGGCCAGAUUGAGGAGCUAAAGAAGUUUGAUGCUGCCAGAUUUGCACCGUUCUGGAAUGAAAUUAUAAAAAAUUUGCGAGAGGAAGACUAUAUAACAACUUUGGAAUUGGAUUUACUUCUUAUGCCUAAAAAUUCUACAUUUAUUCCUCUGGUUCAAUGGCCCUUGUUUCUUCUCGCUAGCAAGAUUUUUAUGGCCAAGGAUAUUGCUGCUGAAUACAAGGAUUCCCAAGAUGAACUAUGGGAUAGAACUUCUAGGGAUGAGUACAUGAAAUAUGCUGUUGAGGAGUGUUAUUACAGUGUGAGAGCAAUCUUGAUGGCCAUACUGGAAUUUGAUGGAGAAGGGCGCUUGUGGGUGGACAGAAUUUUUGAAGAUAUUAAGCAGAGUGUCAGGCGAAAGAACAUUCAGGACGACUAUGAAUUAAGCAAGCUGCCGCUCGUAAUUUCUAGGAUAACUGCAUUGACUGGAAUAUUGAGAGGAGAAGAAUCUCCUGAACUUCAAAAGGGCGCUGUCAGUGCUAUGCAAGAUCUUUAUGAUGUUGUACAGCAUGAUAUUGUUUUUGUAGACAUGGGGGCUAACCUUGACGUGUGGAAUCAAAUAUCUAAAGCAAGGGCUGAUGGACGACUCUUUUCUAAUCUUAAAUGGCCCGGAGAUCCUGAGUUGAAAGCUCAGAUCAAACGGUUGCAUUCCCUGCUGACCAUCAAAGAAUCUGCAGCAAAUGUGCCUAUAAAUCUAGAGGCUAGGCGUCGGCUGGAAUUUUUUACUAACUCCCUCUUCAUGCAAAUGCCAGCUGCUAGGCCAGUUUCAGAGACGUUGUCAUUUGGUGUCUUUACUCCAUACUAUUCUGAGACCGUGCUUUAUAGUAUGGACGAACUUCAAAAGAGGAAUGAGGAUGGGAUAACCACUUUAUUCUAUCUCCAAAAAAUCUUUCCAGAUGAGUGGAAGAACUUUCUUUCUCGGAUAGGAAGAGAUGAAAAUGCGGCAGACUUGGAGUUGUUUGACAACCCGGAUGAUAUUCUUGAGCUGCGGUUUUGGGCUUCUUAUCGAGGUCAAACUUUAGCACGUACAGUUCGAGGUAUGAUGUAUUAUAGAAAAGCUCUUAUGCUUCAAAGCUAUUUGGAGAGGCUUGGCUCAGAAGGCUCCGACGUUAUACUUAAUAGCGGUGUUUUAAGUGAAACUCAGGGUUUUGAUUUAUCUCCUGAAGCUCGCGCACAGGCCGAUAUAAAGUUCACAUAUGUUGUGACAUGUCAAAUAUAUGGCAAACAGAGGGAAGAACGAAAGCCUGAGGCAGCAGAUAUUGCACUAUUGAUGCAACGGAAUGAAGCACUUAGAGUUGCAUACAUUGAUGUUGUUGAUACUUUAAAAGAUGGUAAACCGCACACAGACUAUUUUUCAAAACUUGUCAAAACUGAUAUCCAUGGGAAGGACAAGGAAGUAUAUUCAGUGAAAUUACCCGGAGAUCCGAAGCUCGGUGAGGGUAAACCAGAAAAUCAAAACCAUGCAAUUAUAUUUACCCGUGGUAGUGCAAUACAAACCAUAGACAUGAAUCAGGAUAAUUAUUUUGAAGAGGCUUUGAAGAUGAGAAAUCUUCUUGAGGAGUUUCAUUGCAAUCAUGGCCUUCGUCAACCAACAAUUUUAGGUGUUAGGGAGCAUGUUUUCACUGGAAGUGUUUCUUCUUUAGCCUCGUUCAUGUCCAAUCAAGAGACCAGUUUUGUGACUUUGGGUCAGCGAGUUCUUGCUAAUCCACUUAAGGUUCGUAUGCACUAUGGCCAUCCUGAUGUUUUUGAUAGAAUAUUUCACAUUACAAGAGGAGGUAUCAGCAAGGCUUCACGUGUAAUCAACAUUAGUGAGGAUAUAUACGCUGGAUUCAACUCAACUUUGCGUCAAGGGAAUAUUACUCAUCAUGAGUAUAUUCAGGUGGGGAAGGGAAGAGAUGUUGGGUUGAAUCAAAUUGCUUUAUUUGAAGGAAAAGUUGCUGGUGGCAAUGGUGAACAAGUGCUUAGCAGGGAUGUGUACAGACUAGGGCAGCUUUUCGAUUUCUACCGCAUGUUGUCCUUCUAUUUUACCACUGUAGGAUAUUAUUUUUGUACCAUGCUUACUGUUCUAACUGUCUACAUAUUUCUCUACGGGAAAGCAUAUCUGGCUUUAUCCGGGGUUGGUGAGGCCAUUCAAGACACAGCUGAUAUAAUGGAUAACACUGCCUUGAAUGCAGCACUCAACGCACAGUUCUUGUUCCAAAUUGGCAUUUUUUCUGCAGUUCCUAUGAUUCUGGGAUUCAUUUUGGAACAAGGCUUUCUAAGAGCUAUCAUUAGCUUUGUUACAAUGCAAAUGCAGCUUUGCUCUGUCUUUUUCACUUUCUCACUUGGAACAAGGACUCAUUACUUUGGACGGACAAUACUCCAUGGUGGCGCAAAGUAUCGCGCAACUGGUAGAGGUUUUGUCGUCCGUCAUAUAAAGUUUGCAGAGAAUUACAGGAUAUAUUCACGCAGUCAUUUUGUGAAGGGAUUGGAAGUUGUACUUUUGUUGAUUGUAUACCUUGCCUAUGGAUAUAAUAAGGGUGGCGCCGUUUCUUACAUUUUACUAUCUAUUAGUAGUUGGUUCAUGGCAUUAUCUUGGCUUUUUGCUCCAUAUGCAUUUAAUCCUUCUGGUUUUGAGUGGCAAAAAACUGUGGAAGAUUUUCGAGACUGGACAAAUUGGCUGCUAUAUCGAGGUGGAAUUGGAGUCAAAGGUGAAGAAAGCUGGGAAGCUUGGUGGGAUGAGGAACUGGCACAUAUUCGCACACUGCGUGGAAGAAUACUAGAAACUAUACUGAGCUUAAGAUUUUUUAUCUUUCAAUAUGGUAUUGUGUACAAGCUUCAUGCUUCUGGAAAGGAUACAUCGCUGACGGUUUAUGGACUCUCGUGGAUCGUGCUGGCAGUGUUAUUCAUUCUUUUUCAGGUUUUCACGUUUAGCCAGAAGGCAUCAGUCAAUUUCCAAUUGCUGCUGCGCCUUAUUCAGAGCAUCUCAUUCAUGCUGGUGUUAGCUGGUCUCGCUGCUGCUGUUGUGCUUACAAAACUCUCGUUGCCAGAUAUCUUUGCUUGCAUCUUAGCAUUUAUACCUACUGGAUGGGCAAUUCUUUCGAUAGCUGUUGCGUGGAAGCCGGUGAUGAAGAAGCUGCGGUUGUGGAAAUCUCUGCGCUCCCUCGCGAGGCUUUAUGAUGCUGGGAUGGGAAUGUUCAUUUUCAUUCCUGUUGCAUUUUUAUCUUGGUUCCCAUUCGUGUCUACCUUCCAAACUCGGCUUCUGUUCAACCAGGCCUUCAGCAGAGGUUUGGAGAUUUCCCUUAUUCUCGCUGGAAACAAUCCCAAUACUGGUAUCUGACCUUAUUAGCUCUCCUUUAUAUUAUAUAUUUUUAGCUCUCAUGUUACAUUAAAAUUCAAACUAUGCAGAAGUAAAAUCUAAAGAAAUUUUUGUAUGUAUUUUUCUCUGUUUUUUAACUGUACUGUAUAUUCCUGUUCCAGGUAAAUUUUCAUUUUUC